Brettanomyces nanus is the source of this 1095-nucleotide messenger RNA. RefSeq lists its product as uncharacterized. The record is from RefSeq and is a predicted model, not a curated record. Gene Ontology annotation, biological process: pyrimidine nucleotide import into mitochondrion. Gene Ontology annotation, molecular function: pyrimidine nucleotide transmembrane transporter activity. Gene Ontology annotation, cellular component: mitochondrion. Lineage: Eukaryota; Fungi; Ascomycota; Pichiomycetes; Pichiales; Pichiaceae. The transcript has a single exon. Bases 1 to 1095 code for a protein of 364 amino acids.
AUGAAUACUGGUACCGGGCUGCCGCAACGAAACGAGCUUACAACCAUCAACGGCAAUAAUGCUAGAGGAGCAUUUCAAAGGUUUCGCCUAUCACAGAGUCAAAUAACGUCUUUAGCAGGAGCCAUGGCAGGGUUUUGUUCAGGUGUGGCAGUGUGUCCAUUAGACGUGGCAAAAACGAGGUUACAGGCACAGGGAUCUUAUCUGGAGCACAUCAAGGGACUGGAAACCAAGACCAUUGCGAAGUUCGAUCAGUGCAAAUAUCGGGGACUCAUUCAUUCUAUGUCCCUUAUUUGGAAGGAAGAAGGAAUUCGUGGUUUAUAUAGAGGCUUGGUGCCGAUCACUUUGGGAUACUUCCCUACAUGGAUGAUCUAUUUCUCAUGCUAUGAACGAUGCAAGAACAUAUAUGGAAAAUUCAUCGAAGACGAUAAUAUUAGUUAUUUCAUGAGUGCAAUUACCUCUGGUGCGGUGUCAACGACGCUUACGAACCCUAUCUGGGUUGUGAAAACUAGGAUGAUGCUUCAAAUGGAUAAUGGUAAGACUAUUUAUGACCGUCUUCCGAUGGAAAAGAUCUCUUUAGAGAAAGCAGGAUCAAAAACGUUAACACAAUGGUAUAACGGUACCUUUGAUGCUUUUGGUAAAAUGUACAGAGAAGAGGGAAUAGGCUCUUUUUAUAGAGGAUUACUACCAUCAUAUUUUGGCCUUGUUCACGUCGCUAUUCAAUUUCCUUUAUACGAGAACUUGAAAAAAUGGUUCAACAUUCAGGAUUAUAUGUCACCUUCUGUCAAGGAGAGAGAUCUCACCAUGUUUCUGAAAUUUGCGCUAGCUUCUUCACUAUCUAAAAUGAUUGCUAGCGCCAUCACCUAUCCCCACGAAAUCGUGAGAACCCGGUUACAGAUGUACAGUAAUUCCUUUCUCGGGGAGAACCAACUCGUUGGAGUUGUGAAGACAAUCUCUUCCAUAUACUAUAAUGAGGGACUGAGGGGUUUUUACAGUGGCUUUCUUGUUAACUUGACCCGAACAGUUCCUGCCAGUGCUAUCACUAUGGUUUCCUUCGAAUACUUCAAGAAGGUUCUACAAAGAUUCAGCAAGAAUUGA